Camelina sativa (false flax) is the source of this 969-nucleotide messenger RNA. Lineage: Eukaryota; Viridiplantae; Streptophyta; Magnoliopsida; Brassicales; Brassicaceae. The record is from RefSeq and is a predicted model, not a curated record.
AUGGUAAAUAUUGAUUGGAUCGACCAGUCACUGAUCGAUCGUGUUAAAAGACUGACUUGUCGUGAGCCACACGUUUUCCUCCGCCGUGGUGUCUUCUUCGCCCACAGGUAUUUCAAUGAGAUUCUUGACUCGUAUGAGAGAGGAGAAAAGUUCUAUCUCUACACUGGAAGAGGACCUUCUUCAGAAGCUUUGCACUUGGGCCAUUUGAUUCCUUUCAUGUUUACCAAAUACUUGCAAGAAGCUUUCAAUGUUCCCCUUGUUAUACAGCUAACGGAUGAUGAAAAAUUCAUGUGGAAGAACUUAACGGUGGAGGAAACUCAAAGACUUGCCAGGGAAAAUGCCAAAGAUAUCAUUGCUUGUGGAUUCGAUGUAACUAAGACCUUCAUCUUCUCUAAAAUGGGUACUCUGUAUGAAAAUGUAGCCAAGAUUUCACCAUGCGUAACAGAUAAUAAGGCAGCUCCAUGUUUCCCUACCUCAUUUCCUCACUUGUUCCCUGGAAUGGACAAGCUCCGUUGCUUGAUUCCUUGUGCAAUUGACCAGGAUCCUUACUUUAGAAUGACUCGUGAUGUUGCACCUCGGUUAGGAUAUAGCAAGCCUGCUCUAAUUGAGUCAUCAUUUUUUCCAGCUCUGCAGGGACUGAGUGGAAAAAUGUCUGCUAGUGAUCCAAAUUCCGCUAUCUAUGUAACUGAUACCGCAGAGGACAUUAAAAACAAGAUAAAUAGAUAUGCAUAUACUGGUGGGAGAGACAAGGAGAAAGACCAAAAACAACACAGAUCAGAUCUAGAGAAAGACAUACCGUUCAAGUAUUUGAGUUUCUUCCUCGAAGAUGAUUCUGAACUUGAUUAUAUUAGAAAGGAGUAUGGAAACGAAGAGAAGUUGACCGAUGAUGAAAAAGAGAAUGGAAAAAAAAAAGAUGUUGACUGGAGCUGUAAAGAAGCGACUCACCGAAGUCUUGACAGAAAUAGUUGA